AUGGAUAACAAGCGGAAAAUAAUACAGUCUCGUCCGUAUUAUCAUUUUGCGAAAUAUCCAAAAAAUUUAAGUCGAACGCCAAUAAAACAGCUAACAUCAUCAAAUUAUGUCAAUAACGGUAGCUUGUUGUUCCAACCCUGCAGACUGAAAAAAAGCAUCAGUGGAGGCGAUGCUAACAGCAAAAUAAAAGUGGUAUGGAAUACUAUCUUUGGAAAAUACUUGUUAUUAACAAAUGUUGUGGGAUCUGGCAUACUAAUGGUAAUUGGCGAUGUUGCGGCACAAGCAAUCGAACAACGUCGAGAGCACAGCACUGUCCAGGGAUAUGACUUUGAACGAAUUGGUCGGAUGUUUGUUGUUGGUGCCUUGCAGGGCCCUCUCCAUCAUUACGUCUACAAUUGGAUGGAUAAAGUAAUGCCCGUAGCCAAUUUGGGGAAUGUUGUGAAGAAAAUUCUUAUAGACCAAUUGUUUAUGUCGCCAAUGUGCAUUUUCAUAUUUUUCUAUUCGGCUUGUUAUCUAGAAAAGAAAACAUUGAAAGAGACCAACGAUGAGUUGCGCGAGAAAUUUUUAUUUAUCUACUGUAUGGACUGGCUGUUGUGGCCCGGUGCCCAAUAUAUCAACUUCCGUUACUUGGAUACAAAAUAUCGCGUAACAUUUGUUAAUGUUUGUACGGCAUUAUAUAAUAUUUUCAUGUCAUAUGUUAAACACGAUUAUUGAGGUACUUUAG
This is a messenger RNA of Musca vetustissima, 724 nucleotides long. Its product is annotated as mpv17-like protein 2. Gene Ontology annotation, biological process: mitochondrial ribosome assembly. The transcript has 2 exons. The record is from RefSeq and is a predicted model, not a curated record. Gene Ontology annotation, cellular component: cytoplasm; membrane. The coding region runs from base 1 to 714 and encodes 237 amino acids. NCBI's taxonomy places the organism in Eukaryota, Metazoa, Arthropoda, Insecta, Diptera, Muscidae.